UUUUUAAAUUAGAAAUAAUAAAAAAAAAUAAUAUUUUUGACAUUCUUGAUUGGUGAAGAAGAGAGGAUUAGAAGAAGAAAAUGGCAUCUUCUCAAGUAGAAAUUGCCUCCUCUUCUCCAUUGGGUUAUGUCCUUAAUAGAUGUAUUGCUAGAGAUUCAAAUUCUUUUCAAGAAAAUUUCAAGAAUUUGGUCCAAAACCAUGCAGAUUUAUGGGUACACAAAACAAAAUGUGACAAGAAUGAGAAUAAUAGUCCAAAGAAGAGAAGUAAAGCUGCUGAAAAAUGGGAUAAAGCUAGAAAUAUGGUAUUUUCAAUGGACAAAGAGAAGAAUAAAGAAAGUUGUGUUGAUGUUCCAAAUCUUGGUGGUGUUUCUUCCCUUGUGAGAAAAUGGAAAAUUUUUGAAGCUGAGUCAAAAACCAUGAAUUUGGCCAACAAUUCUGAGAAUUCUUUAUAUGUAGAAUCCCCACAUAAAAGAUUUGAUGAAUGUGAUGAAUCUUGCAUUGUGAAAAGUGAUUCAUUUGGUGGCUGGGAAUCCGAUAAAACGGAUAACAUUGAUUUAAAUUCUGUUCAGGGUACUAAAGAUUCUGAUAUUACAGAAAGUGAGAGGCUGAGAGUUUCAGAUAUUAUCAAGAAAUUGACAUAUAGUAAUGGCGAUGAAGGUCAGCCACGCGACUAUAAUGGUAAUGUUGUUGUAAAUGGUGGAUCGUUGCCUCGAGUUAGGACAACAUUGGAUGGUUCAGAACAACAACAAAGAUGUUAUUUUUCACCUGUUGUGAAUUCACCUCGUUUCAUCAGAGGGAGACAGGCGUUUAGUGAUUUGCUCUUGCAAAUGGAGCGCGAUAGACAUAGGGAGAUUCAAAGUCUUGUGGAACGUAAAGCAGUUUCCAAGUUCCAACAAAGAGGCCGCAUUCAGGCUUUGCUUCGAGUUAGACUAAUACGACGUGGUGCAGAAGUCAGAGAUGGCCGAUCAAUGAAUUGCUCAGCGUCUGAAUCAAAUAGAUUGACACAUUCUGCAAUUAUGCAUCUCAGGGAAAAGUUCAAUACAGUAGGACAACAUCGUCUUGCUGACUCAAGAAACAACUCAAGGGAAGUGGUAGAAAGUGCUCGUGAAGUUGGAAGCCUCCCGUCUACACCAAAACAUCGAAGGGAACUGGCUCGUAGCAACUCUGCAAAAGCAGGAACUGGAUUUUCAACACAUCAACAUAGAGAAGAGGAUCCGCCUAAGGAACUGGUCAAGGAGAGUUCAGGACUGCAGCCCGGUGUAGCUAACUCAAGAAGUGUCCCUAUAACAUUAGGAGAUACAACUAAAGAGGUGGUAGAUAACAUCCUAAAAGUUGGAAAUUUUUGUACAUCCAAUCAACCACGCGAAGAGAACCAUCACAAGGAAUUAUCCAAGCAAACAAGCCCCAAAAAGAUGGCAGUAUUUUCUUGUAGAUCGAAUCAACAUGAUAUGGACCUUAACAGUCGAGAAGUUAGCAUCAGCUUACCGAGCUAUACUUCACAAGCACAAAGCACAGACAAUUUCCAUGAACUGCAAAUAAAGCAGAAUCUAGGAACUAGUAAUGAGUGGUCUAGUGAUGGCGCUAAUCCUCAGAGCGAUUGGGAAGAGGAAACCGCGAGCCAACACCUAGUUGAAUGUGAUAGUGGUUGGGUAAGUGAUUAUUCCCACACAGCUAGUGGAUGGGAUGAAAUACAGUCUGCUUACCAGCAACAAGUAGAAGGUAAUGAAGACUGGAUAAGCAAUGUCUCUCGUCCACGUAAAGAAUGGGAAGGCCUCAGGCACGAAAGAUACCAAGAGAUGCUUGAUCGAUUCUUAGACAACCAUGAUAUACAACAACUUCUUCAAAGAAAAAGUGUUUCAAAUUUUCUUACCAGUGAUUUGAGGGAGAAAAUUGAUCGAAUAAUGGCGUCUCGCUCACAACAACUACCAAAUGCCAUGAGAAUCAGCCAUGUUGAGGAAGAAGAAGUACCAACACAAGUAGAUGAAGAAGAGAAAGAGGAAGACGACAUGGUAUUACGACAUAAUGCAAGAGAAGAGGAUGUUGAGGUAGAAGAAGAACAAGACUCGGGUUAUGACGAUGAAGAUGAAGUAUUAAUUGAUGACAACACAUCAUCAUGAAGCCUAAAUCAAGUCCAGGAAGUAACUGAUGACUCUUAUCACUUCCCAUCUCCUUCACUACAAUCUCAAUCAUCUAGUAUUUGCUCGCAACACAUUAAACCGUGCUCUUCUUCUUCAAGAAAUUCUUCAACUGAAAUGGAACUCAUAUAUGAAUUGAGAGGACAUAUGGAGAAACUCCAUCAAGAGAUAUUUGAAAUACGGAGAUCUAUGAAGAGUUGCAUGAACAUGCAAAUGAAAUUACAACGUUCGAUUAAGCAGGAUGUUGCUGCUGCAAUUAGCCAGUUAGGUCAAAAGAGCAGGAGGAAUUCAGAUAAUAAGGGUUCAAAUAGAGGAAAUUGUUGUCUUUGCUGUGAGGAGCCUAUUGAUUCUCUUCUUUACAGAUGUGGGCAUAUGUGCACCUGUUUCAAGUGUGCUCAUGAUUUGCUUAGGGGUACAGGAAAAUGUCCAAUAUGCCGAGAUCCAAUAAUGGAUGUUGUGCGUGCAUAUGCUCAUUCAUGACUUACGAGUGAAGACAACAACAUUAACCUGCCUCAAUCCUAAGUAAGUUGGAGUCAGCUACAUGAAUCACCACUAUUCAUGUCGCUCCAUUCAAGGUCAUCCCAGCCCAACACAUACAUUAUGUAACACGUGACUAGAUGAGCACGUCCAAUGUAUUAUGUUGAGGAACAAUCAUAUAUUGACUAGUUUAUGAUGAUUGUCAACCUACUGCACCCUUUCAUUUGUCCAGAUGCGGGACGGGCAAUAUGAGCAAGCUCAAGACGGAGUGUUCUAGGCUGCUCGACACUUUUUUUGUGGAAGGAUGAGAAAAAGGGUGAUUUUAUUUUACUUUCUUUUAUUUUUUCUUCUUAGGUAGGGCUCUUUUCUGGCUAAUUUACUAUAACCAGAUUUAGAUUGAUUGAUGAGUCAGUCUACACCGGUUCCAUUAAUCAUCCUUUGUAUAGGACAGGAAAAAGGAAAUGAAGUUCCUUAUGUGAUAAUAGAGAUGUGUCUUUCAUGUUUCUUUA
This is a messenger RNA of Nicotiana tabacum (common tobacco), 3121 nucleotides long. RefSeq lists its product as uncharacterized. The record is from RefSeq and is a predicted model, not a curated record. NCBI's taxonomy places the organism in Eukaryota, Viridiplantae, Streptophyta, Magnoliopsida, Solanales, Solanaceae.